Molecule: messenger RNA, 737 nt
Organism: Armigeres subalbatus
Lineage: Eukaryota; Metazoa; Arthropoda; Insecta; Diptera; Culicidae
Product: transmembrane protein 14 homolog
Exons: 2
Coding region: 164-541 (125 amino acids)
Biological process (GO): regulation of heme biosynthetic process
Cellular component (GO): mitochondrial membrane
Source: RefSeq, a predicted model, not a curated record
CUUUCUUUCGGCUCUUGAAACGAUGAGAAUAGAUUGGAAUUUGCGUGACUGAUGGUAGAUUUCAGCAGCACGUAUAGCAAGUCAAGAGUGGAUUAGUAGCGCGGAUAACAUCACCUUCGCAUUAUUGUAGCGAGGCACUUAUCAAUCAGCAGCAGCCAGCACCAUGAUUGACGUGGUUGGAAUCAUAUUCGCCAUCCUGGUAGCAGCUGGCGGAGUAUUCGGCUACAUAAAAGCAGGAUCUCUUCCAUCUUUGAUCGCGGGCGUUUCGUUCGGCAUACUGCUCGCAGUGGGAGCAUAUUUCAACUCGAUCCAAGAACCCAUCCCACUGAUCCAAAUCAUAUUCCUAUUGCUGCUGGGUGUCCUGAUGGGAUUCCGAUGGGUAAGAUCGGGAAACUUCAUGCCCGCUGGAAUGCUCACAGUGCUGAGCGCCGCUGUUCUGGUAUGGACAUGCGUCAUCUAUUGGGAGCACUUGCCAUUUGUGUCGAAACCGGUGGUCACCGAUGGCGUCCCUAAAGCAGAAACCCUCUCCAUGGUGCAGUGAAAUUUGAACCAAUCUGAGAAUCUAUCACAAAUAAGAUUAUCGUGAACAACUGAUUUUUUAGGUAUAACGAUCUCUAUAAAGCUGUGUGAAAGUCAACAUAGACUUUAUAGAUACAUAACAAAUAUUUUUUAAAUCUAUAUUUACAACUUUACAAUUGUAUAAUUUCUUUCUGAAAUAAACAAAUGAUUUGAAUGUA